AUGUUAUCGUCUAUCGUUUGGAGUUUUAUUGUGGACGGUGGAACUUUGCAUGGACGGUGGAUGUGCCGGGCAAUUUUAAUUCCUGUGAAGCAAAAUCGGGGAACCAACAUACCAAUGACUGCGAUGGAGAUAAUUUGCUCUGUAUGUGUUCUUCAUUGGAUGCUCCCUCCACCGCUAUCGGAUUUUUUUGGGUUGUUAUCGAAGAAAUCAGAAAUUGAAGAUUUUUUUUGGUUGUUAUCGAAGAAACCAGAAAUUAAACCCAUGUCUCCAUCUCCGAUUUUGCUUCCACAUAAUCAAAUACGUACAGCUGCAGAAAUCUAG
Molecule: messenger RNA, 321 nt
Organism: Lactuca virosa
Lineage: Eukaryota; Viridiplantae; Streptophyta; Magnoliopsida; Asterales; Asteraceae
Source: the annotation of a GenBank genome assembly